Molecule: messenger RNA, 3435 nt
Organism: Suncus etruscus (white-toothed pygmy shrew)
Lineage: Eukaryota; Metazoa; Chordata; Mammalia; Eulipotyphla; Soricidae
Gene: ELK1
Product: ETS transcription factor ELK1
Exons: 6
Coding region: 919-2178 (419 amino acids)
Biological process (GO): regulation of transcription by RNA polymerase II; cell differentiation
Cellular component (GO): nucleus
Molecular function (GO): DNA-binding transcription factor activity, RNA polymerase II-specific; sequence-specific DNA binding
Source: RefSeq, a predicted model, not a curated record
UUUGUUCAUCCAAGGCUGACUCCAGUUUCUCUGUAGUUCCAGCUUCUACCUAUAGGCAGAGAGCCUGAUCCUACCACUCUGCCUAGGCCCCUAUUCUAGGUUGAGUCCAAUUUCCACCAAUCAAUGCAGAGCCAGGUUCUGCCACUUGAUAAUUCUGACUCGACCCUGCCCUCUUGUAGGCUUUGGUUUCCGUCACUCUGCUUCUUCCGUGUCUGUCAGCUGUCCUGCCUUCCUACCUCUGUUCUAAAUUUGUCUCUCCUCGCCAAUCACCAGUUACCCUGCCCGCCUACACUCCCCUGGCCCGACCCCCCCCCCCCCGUGUAGCCGGCUGCUACGCCCACUUCUAUAAAAGUCCCGCUUCCGCCGGGUAGCAUGGCGUGCGGCCCCGCCCCGCUCGUAUUUUUGACGGCUGUGUUUGGCAGCCACAUCGGCCAAUCGGCAGGAAGCAAGCCCAACCACCCCUCCUCCCGUAGGUUAGCCGUCUGCCAUCAAGCCUCUUAAACGCCAAUCUGUGGGAAACUGACUCCCCCAGGAUGUUGUCAGGACUUCAACUCGCUGUCUUCCCUGAGCCAAUCCGCGCAGAACACCGGUUACCAUUGGUGAGCAAGCUGUUGUGCUCGCUAGCCCGUCACAGCCUCCCUCCGCGGAGUCGGCCCUCCUCCCCAGCCUGGAGCUUAGCCACUUCGGCCAAUCACCUAGCAAUAAAAUAGUAGGCUCCGCCCUCCAAGGCCCACGUGAGCGCUGGGGAAAGGCAGGGGCGGCUUAGGUGCUGCUGCCGCCGCCACCGCCGCCUAGGAACCGGGGCCUGGGGGGCGGUGGGGCCGCGCAUGGAGCCCCCGGCCCCCCAGAGCUGCCAAUACUGCUGCUGCGCUUAGCACAGGUGCCCCUGGAAUGGCGUGACUGCUCCCUCCGCCAGCAAUGGACCCCUCUGUGACGCUGUGGCAGUUUCUGCUGCAGCUGCUGAGAGAGCAAGGCAAUGGCCAUAUUAUCUCUUGGACUUCACGUGAUGGUGGAGAAUUCAAGCUAGUGGAUGCUGAGGAGGUGGCCCGUCUGUGGGGGCUGCGUAAGAACAAGACCAACAUGAAUUAUGACAAGCUCAGUCGGGCCUUACGCUACUACUAUGACAAGAAUAUCAUCCGCAAAGUGAGUGGCCAGAAAUUCGUCUAUAAGUUUGUGUCCUACCCCGAAGUUGCAGGGUGCUCUACUGAAGAUUACCUGCCACCGCCAGAUAUGCCUGUCACCUCCACUGUGACAAAUAUGGCACCCACGGCUCUCCAUGUUUCCCCUGGGGAUUCUGCUUCUGGGAAGCCAAGCACACCCAAAGGUGCAGGGGUGGCAGGCCCUGGUGUCUUGGCACGCAGUAGCCGAAAUGAAUACAUGCGCUCAGGCCUCUAUUCCACCUUCACAAUUCAGUCCCUGCAAUCACAGCCACAGCCACCACCUCAUCCUCGGCCUCCUGUAGUGCUUCCCAAUAGUAUCCCUGCAGGAGCAGUGCUCCUCUCAGGGAGUGGGAACACCAGUCCAAGUCCCUUGGAGGCCUGCCUGAAGACUGAGGAUGUCGAUCUUCCUCUGCAGGUCAUCCUCACCCCACCUGAGGCCCUGAACCCUAAAUCAGAAGACCUGAAUUUGGAGCCUGGGUUUGGCAAGUCACUGCCCCCUGAAGUCAAAGUGAAUGAGCCCAAGGAUGAGUUUGAAGCUGCAGCCAGCGGGGAGGUGGGGUUUGUACCAGAAGCUAAGGUCGAGUCAGAAGUCUCUCCCACGGAGAGUAUGCUAGCCCACCUUUCCACGGUUGCCAUGGAAACUGCUGCACAGGUCCAACCUCAGAAAGGUCGUAAGCCCCGGGACUUAGAGCUUCCACUCAGCCCAGGCCUGCUGAGUGGGCCAGGUCCUGAACGGACUCCAGGAUCUGGAACUAACUCCAGUCUUCAAGCACCAGGGCCAGCUCUAACUCCAUCACUUCUACCUACUCAUACAUUGACUCCGGUGCUGCUGACACCCAGCUCACUACCCUCCAGCAUCCACUUCUGGAGCACUCUGAGUCCCAUUGCACCCCGUAGUCCUGCCAAACUCUCUUUUCAGUUUCCUUCCAGUGGCAGCUCCCAGGUACACAUCCCUUCCAUCAGUGUGGAUGGCCUCUCAACCCCCGUGGUGCUCUCCCCAGGGCCCCAGAAGCCAUGACUACCAUCAGCACCACCACCAGGUGGUCUCCAUCCAUGCCUUGAACUUCUCUUCAGCCAGCUGAUUCAAGGAGAAAAUAGAAUUCAUGAGAUUUACUCUGUUCCUGGGGGUAGGAAUUCUUAGGAAGAAGUUUCUCUCCACACCCCAUUAGAAACACUAAUUCUCUCCUCUCAUCAGGCCUCCAUGGCCGCCCUCACAAGUCUCCUACUCCACUAGUUGGGGGCGGCAGUUUAUUUAUUUUUUGAAGGCCACUGGGAGGAUUUGGCCCAACCCUUUGAGUGAGGGUGGUGAGGACAUCUCCCCUUAUCACUCUCCUUUUUCCCCCUAACAAGAGGCAUUUGGAAUCUGGCUUGAGAAAGUCCUUUCUUUUUUUCUUUCCUUCUCAGCCUGCCUUUGUGAAGCUGAGAGGACCCUGUUGCUAGAUAUGUAUAGAAGACUUAGCUUCUUGUAGUUUAUUAUUCUUGGACAUUCCUCCAGUUCCAGGAAGAAUUUGUGCCACUUCAUGGUUUGGGAGUCUUGACCAAGGAAGACUCACACUCUUGGAUUGGGAAUUUCUACCUCCCAAGCCAUUCUCUCAGACAGCAUGUCCUUUUCUCAGCCAUCUUCUUGGCCAGGGAGGAAUGUCCCUUUUGUUUCUCUCACCCUGAUAAGCCAUUCCUGUGUCUGCCAAACUCCUGGGGUCCUGCCUGUUACCUCUCAAUGGUAGGUUUUGGGGGUAAAUGUCCCCGUCUGGGGGGCCCCUUCCACUAGUACUCCAGGUUUCCCUGUCAUUUUGAUAGUAUAAUCUAUUUUUAAAUGGAACUUUUCAGUAGGGGAGAAGGGCCAUCUCUACUUGUAUCUGAGAUGGGUAGGCGGGAAGGAAGGAAUUUGGGGUGGCAGGGAAGAAUCUUCUUGCCACCUCUAAGUGUUUAUUUUUGAUACCAAAUAAAUUUUCAUCUCCCUCCCUCUCAGCCCCCCAAUUUCCUGCGGGCGGGUACUAGGACCCUUUAAGUGUCCCUGGAGUUGGGAGGGAGGAAUGAGGGACAUUAAAAAUGUCCUGCUUUGAUUUGGGGCUAGAGAAGGUGAGUUCAAAGGACUUCUAUGCUCACCUCUUAUCAGCAAUGGCCCAACCCGGGCCUGGGGACCUGGGAAGGGUUGGACAUUUGGGGGACAGUGCUACACCUGUCUCUGUUUUAUUUCCCCAGAAUGUGGAUUUUUUUCUAAGAAUCCCAAAGAAUGGGGGAUUGUUCCUGUAAAUAUAUAUAUUUUUAAAUGUGA